Molecule: messenger RNA, 2226 nt
Organism: Symbiodinium sp. CCMP2456
Lineage: Eukaryota; Dinophyceae; Suessiales; Symbiodiniaceae
Source: the annotation of a GenBank genome assembly
AUGAGCGAUGUAGAAGCGGUAAAGGAGCUUGGCGAACAAUACCAACAGCUCAAAAAGGAAAUUGGUAAAGUGGUGAUUGGUCAGCACGAAGUUAUUGACCUGCUCAUCCUCUCCAUAAUUUGCCGCGGUCAUUCUCUCUUGGUAGGCCCUUUGUUUGCCAAUAUUAUUCUGGCCGAUGAGAUAAACCGUACGCCUCCCAAAACCCAGUCGGCACUGUUGGAAGCCAUGCAAGAGCGUUCUGUUACGGCCGCGGGAAGCACAUACACCAUGGCCGAGCCAUUUUUUGUGUUGGCCACACAAAAUCCCAUAGAGCAGGAGGGAACCUAUCCGCUUCCCGAAGCGCAGCUAGACCGCUUCAUGUUUAACAUUGAAGUGGGGUACCCCAGCUUUGAAGAGGAGGUAAAUAUUGUGAAAAACACCACCAGCGGGGUAGAUGAAAAGAUAAACAAGGUGCUAUCAGCCGAAGACAUUCUUCGUUUUCAGAAUUUGGUACGGAAAAUACCCGUAAGCGACAAUGUUUACGAAUACGCCAUAAACCUGGCCCAGGCCACCCGCCCCGGCACCGAUCGCGCUAAAGAAGUAACAGAAAAUUACAUCAGUUGGGGCGCGGGCCCCAGGGCCUCGCAAAACCUCAUUUUAGGAGUUACUUCAUCAUUGGGCAAGGGUAUUAUUUCGGCCUCUUUGGCCACCCUUCUGCAAUCGCGCGGUUACAGCGUUACCAUUCAGAAAUUAGACCCCUACAUUAACAUUGACCCCGGCACGCUAAAUCCCUAUGAACACGGAGAGUGUUACGUGACUAAUGAUGGCGCUGAAACGGAUUUAGACCUGGGCCACUAUGAGCGAUUUCUGAACCGCCCAACUUCACAAGCCAAUAACGUAACCACCGGCCGGGUGUAUCAAAGCGUGAUUAACAAAGAACGCAAAGGUGCCUAUUUGGGUAAAACGGUUCAGGUAAUUCCCCAUAUCACCGAUGAGAUUAAAGAUCGCAUCAUGCACCUGGGCAACACGGGUGAAUUUGAAAUUGUAAUUACUGAAAUUGGUGGCACCGUGGGCGACAUUGAAGCCCUGCCCUAUAUUGAGGCGGUAAGGCAAUUGCGCUGGGAGCUUGGCGCAGACAGCCUCGUGAUACACUUAACCCUCAUUCCGCACCUGGCGGCCACGGGAGAAUUAAAAACCAAACCCACGCAGCACUCGGUGCAAAAGCUGCAAGAAAGCGGAGUGCAACCCGAUGUGUUGGUGUGCCGCACAGAGCACCACAUUACCGAAGAAAUUAGAAGAAAACUAGCCCAGUUUUGCAACGUAAAGAAAGAGGCGGUUAUUGAGAGCAUUGAUGCGGAAACCAUUUACGCGGUACCCAUUUUAAUGCGCAAUCAAAACCUGGAUGAAGUGGUUUUGAACCGGCUCAAUUUGCCCAUUGAAGACAACCUUGACCUGGUGAAUUGGAAAGACUUCCUGUACAAAUUGAGGUAUCCAAAACGGGAGGUAGAAAUUGGUUUAAUAGGCAAGUAUGUUGAGCUGCAUGACAGCUAUAAGUCAAUUGUUGAAUCGUUUAUUCACGCGGGUGCCAGCAAUGAGUGCCGGGUAAAAAUCAGGUGGAUACACUCGGAAAACCUUACCGGUGAAAGUGUGCCAAAGUACCUGGAAGAAUUGGACGGCAUUUUGGUAGCACCCGGUUUUGGGGAACGCGGGUUUGCCGGAAAGCUGGACGCCAUUCAAUACGCCCGAGAAAACAAAAUUCCGUUUUUGGGCAUUUGCCUGGGCAUGCAAGCGGCUGUUAUUGAGUUUGCCCGAAAUGUUUUGGGAUGGGCCGAUGCCAAUAGCACCGAAAUGAACCCCGAAACUUCUCAUCCGGUUAUUGCCCUGAUGGAAGAACAAAAGAAAAUUGUGAACAUGGGCGGCACCAUGCGUUUGGGCGCCAACGAUUGUUCGCUGUUGGAAGAUUCCAUUGCCUUUAAAACCUACCGCAGAAAAUUGAUUAGCGAAAGGCAUCGCCAUCGCUACGAGCUAAACAACGAGUUUCUGGAAGAUUUGGAGUCGCAUGGCUUGCGAGCUGUGGGGCGCAAUCCAGAAACUGAUUUGGUGGAAAUAAUUGAAUUGAAUGAUCAUCCUUGGUUUGUGGGCGUGCAAUUUCACCCAGAGUACAAGAGUACCGUUUCAAACCCACAUCCAUUAUUCGUAAAAUUUGUUGAAGCGGCUGUUGAGCACAGUCGUCAAGAAAACUCUUAG